GAACAGCUUUACUACCCUGCAUAUGCACAACCAGCCUUCAAUAAACACCACGAAGAAGAAGACAAGAAAGAAGCCCUCAACAUGUCGUCGUUGAAUGACAGAUCAGUUUGGGAUGAGGAUGGCAUCGGAGAGGAAGUCCUCAAAAUGUCCACUGAAGAAAUUGUUCAGCGGACGCGUCUCUUGGACAGUGAGAUUAAGAUCAUGAAGAGCGAGGUGUUGAGAGUGACGCAUGAGCUUCAGGCCAUGAAGGACAAAAUCAAGGAGAACACGGAGAAGAUCAAAGUCAACAAGACCCUCCCUUACCUGGUCUCCAACGUCAUCGAGCUGUUGGAUGUGGACCCCAAUGACCAGGAGGAGGACGGGGCCAACAUCGACCUUGACUCCCAGAGGAAGGGCAAGUGUGCCGUCAUCAAGACCUCCACCAGACAGACAUACUUCCUGCCCGUCAUUGGAUUGGUGGACGCUGAGAAGCUGAAGCCUGGUGACCUUGUGGGAGUGAAUAAGGACUCGUACCUGAUCCUGGAGACGCUGCCUACAGAGUACGACUCCCGUGUGAAGGCCAUGGAAGUGGACGAGAGGCCCACAGAGCAGUACAGCGACAUCGGAGGCCUGGACAAGCAGAUCCAGGAGCUGGUGGAGGCCAUUGUGCUGCCCAUGAACCACAAGGAGAAGUUUGAGAACCUGGGCAUCCAGCCGCCCAAAGGGGUGCUGAUGUACGGACCCCCCGGAACUGGCAAGACACUGCUGGCCAGGGCCUGCGCUGCUCAGACCAAGGCCACUUUCCUGAAGCUGGCGGGUCCCCAGCUGGUGCAGAUGUUUAUUGGUGACGGUGCCAAGCUGGUGCGGGAUGCCUUCGCCCUGGCCAAGGAGAAAGCCCCCUCCAUCAUCUUCAUCGACGAGCUGGACGCCAUCGGCACCAAGAGGUUUGACAGUGAGAAGGCUGGAGAUCGUGAGGUGCAGAGGACCAUGCUGGAGCUCCUCAACCAAUUGGACGGCUUCCAGCCCAACAUGCAAGUCAAGGUGAUUGCUGCCACCAACAGGGUGGACAUCUUGGACCCUGCUCUGCUGCGUUCGGGUCGUCUGGACCGUAAGAUCGAGUUCCCCAUGCCCAACGAGGAGGCCCGCGCACGCAUCAUGCAGAUCCACUCACGCAAGAUGAACGUCAGUCCUGAUGUGAACUACGAGGAGUUGGCCAGGUGUACAGAUGACUUCAACGGAGCCCAGUGCAAGGCCGUCUGUGUGGAGGCGGGUAUGAUUGCGCUGCGUCGGGGGGCCACAGAGCUGAACCAUGAAGACUACAUGGAGGGAAUCCUGGAGGUCCAGGCCAAGAAGAAGGCCAACCUGCAGUACUACGCCUGAACACCAGGGGGAGACCUGGGACUACGUUUGUGGGUCUGGGGGCAUUUGUACGAGUGUAUGUGCGUGUGUUUGAAUGCGUAUGUGUGUUUGAGUGCCUGUGUGUGUAUGUUUGAGUGCGUGCGCGUGUGUGUGUGGGAAGUGUGCCAGGCGACCAGGCGUUCCGUGUGAUCUCUCCUGACCUGACCUUUGACCCUAAGACAGUUGAUGUUUUAUAACCUUACUCACCUAAAGAUAUUUGAGUAUCGAGCCCUAACUGUAUUCUGGGCUGCAUCGAAAGCAACUGGUAUGCCAUCACACUUAGACCUUCUAUUGUUAUGAUGAGAAUAAAUAAAACCGUUUUUCAUUGA
Molecule: messenger RNA, 1706 nt
Organism: Engraulis encrasicolus (European anchovy)
Lineage: Eukaryota; Metazoa; Chordata; Actinopteri; Clupeiformes; Engraulidae
Gene: psmc3
Product: proteasome 26S subunit, ATPase 3
Exons: 12
Coding region: 82-1359 (425 amino acids)
Biological process (GO): proteasome-mediated ubiquitin-dependent protein catabolic process
Cellular component (GO): proteasome regulatory particle, base subcomplex
Molecular function (GO): ATP hydrolysis activity; ATP binding; proteasome-activating activity
Source: RefSeq, a predicted model, not a curated record